This is a messenger RNA of Stylonychia lemnae, 1146 nucleotides long. The record is from the annotation of a GenBank genome assembly. Lineage: Eukaryota; Ciliophora; Spirotrichea; Sporadotrichida; Oxytrichidae.
AUGCCGAGUAAGCUACUUUAAUUAGAAGUUUUAAGCGACUAAGAAGAGCGUUUUGCAGCUCGAAGACUAUCUGGGCUUCUGUCUUAGAUGCUCACUAGCAAAAUAUAGCUCUCAUCUAAUAACAUCGACUAUGUUCUCGUCAGUGAACUGUACUCUUAUCUCCUAGAUUAUUGCCAUUAAAUGGGAUUUUUACCUCAUUCAGUCAAACUAAGUGAGAUCAUUGUAUACUAUUCAGAUGUCUCAACACAUUCUAACUAUAGAGAACUUUACAUAUUGCCUAAUGGCUCAUUAUUUAUUAGUGAGUAAUUAGUUUUUUAGUAAUUACUCAAUGAAAUUUUGAAUGUAGGAGGGCUUUCUGGAUUAACAUUUAUUCUUCUACAUGAGAUUUCACAUAUAGCAAAGAAGCAUAUUCGUUAAAAUCUGAGAGAAACUUGCAACUAUGGAGACAUUAGAAAGCAGUUUUUUCUUUUUUAGAGUGAAUACAUUGGCUUUGAUGCUCUAUUUAUGGACUAUUAUUCAAACACAAGGUACAGUCUCAAUCAAGAGUUUGAAGCAGAUCUCUUCGCUCUGAAAAUUAUGAAAGAAAAUGGCUAGUUCAAAGAUUUCAACUCAGAUAUUUACAAGAAAGUGCUUUUAGCAGUGAGUAAGGAAAAUAAAAUCUAAGAUGAUGUCUUGAAAUGCAAAUAAUUGCUAUAACUUAAGCAAAACUACUUGAAACAAAUUGAAGAUAUGUCUAAACAAUCCCCUGUGAAUACUUUUAGCCAGGCAGAUAAAGUUCAUAGUUUGAUUAAAAAUUUACAAGAGAAAAUAAAAGCCCUUAGAUUAAAAUAUUAAAACAAGGAAUAUGAAGAAAAACAGGAAAGGAGAAUUUUAAAAGAAUAACGAGACUAUGAGAUAUAUGAUUAAAUGCCUUAUAAAUACAAUACCAAAUGUUUUAGUUUGAAGGAGAGACAUCCAAUCAGUAAAGUCAGAUUUGAAAACGCUAAUAAAUACAUUUCUAAUGAGCUUAAUAAAUCAGACCAUUAAGAAAAAGCAGCUGAAUCUGAUUUAUUAUCAUUGUAGCUUAAGAACAUUGUAAAUAUUUGGGAAUAGAAAAAUAGCAGAGUCUGGAUAUGGAAAUAUUAGCAGACUAUUAAUUAAAUAUGA